This is a messenger RNA of Ciona intestinalis (vase tunicate), 5670 nucleotides long. It is a transcript of the gene zf(c2h2)-55, whose product is annotated as zinc finger protein 55. Gene Ontology annotation, biological process: mRNA 3'-end processing; termination of RNA polymerase II transcription. Gene Ontology annotation, cellular component: cytoplasm; mRNA cleavage factor complex. Lineage: Eukaryota; Metazoa; Chordata; Ascidiacea; Phlebobranchia; Cionidae. Gene Ontology annotation, molecular function: mRNA binding; RNA polymerase II complex binding. The record is from RefSeq and is a predicted model, not a curated record.
AGUAUACAAAAGUUGUAUAGGUAAAACAAACUGUGAUCCUGCCUUCAAUGCUCUUGAGUGAGAACUUGUACCAGAAUGGAUUCUGUAUUAGCUGAAUAUGAAGCUUCUCUUGCUGAAUUAACAUUCAACAGCAAACCUCAUAUAAAUAUGCUGACAGUGCUUGCAGAGGAAAAUGUAAACCAUGCUUCAGACAUUGCACUUAUCAUAAAGUCUCAGCUCUACCAGGUUCCUCUUAAAAGAAAACUGCCCGUCCUGUAUUUGAUGGAUUCAAUCGUCAAAAACUUUGGAGGACGAUAUCGGAAGCUCUUUAGCCACAGUUUGGUGGAGAUUUUUUUGAAUGUAUUUGAAAAGGCCGACGGAAAAACCCGUGGUGACUUAUACAAACUGAGGUCAACAUGGGACACCACGUUUCCACCACAAGUUUUGAAGGAGCUCGAUAUAGCAGUUCGUGGAGUUGACCAUAACUGGCCAAUGAGAUCCAAAAAGCAUUCGCGAUCCAAAAACCCUCUUGGUCUUGGCCACAACUCUAGUUUUGAUAAAGUAUCUGAUGAUGAAUUGAAAUAUGGAGAGUCUUCUCGGCGUCUCAGUGAAGCAGAUCAAUCCACAGAAGUUGAGGAGUUGGUGGAAGAGGAAGAGAUUGAAAUGGAUGAUGAGAGCUUGGGUGUGCUUGAAAUGUUGGAAGAGAAGUUGCGGAAACGACAAGCAGAGUUGACAAGGCUUGAGUAUUUAGAUGCAGGAACAACAAGUCCUGAUGUUUACCAACCACCAGCUGAAGAACCCGAAGAUUUAGGAGCUGCAGACCAGGACGAUGGUUUAAAGAUUGAUCUUGAUGAAUUCCCUAUUAUCCCAAUGGAUGAUCUAAAAGAAGCCCCGGAAGAAAACGUCAAAAAAGAUGAAACCAGAAAAGCAUCGAUCAGCGAGGACGAAGAUUUAGCUCCUGUUAGCCACUGGAUGGCACACUCAAGCAGUUUUGAACCGAAGAAACGAACAUUAGAUGAUCUUGACCGCAUCACCAGAGGAAGAGUCAUCUCACAUUUCACCGAGGAUGCCACGAAAAUUCCAGUUGAUACAAAACAAGAGGUUGAACCACCAGUUGUAAAUUCUAAACCACAAGUCAAAAUGCAAGAAGUUUGUGUACAAACAGAAGAAAAGAUAAAUGUGGAUGCAUCAGUGCAAAACACACUGGAAUGCAAGGAUGAAAGCACACAAUACAGAUUUCGUCGGAAGACAAAAAACUUCAUGUCUCAAUACAAGGUUCCUACCAAGACCAUAGGUACUUACUUCAAGGUGAAAACGAAGGACUCAGCUUCCCAGUAUGAACCUCCAUUACCCAUUCAAGAUACUGCUGCAGAUAGCACGUGCUUGCCUUUGGAUGAUGAGCCUUUAGUAAAAGAUGAACAGUGCAGAUCGAAAUUGUCAAGAAAACAUCAUGCGCUCAUGGUGCUGCAAUCACUAAGCAGGCAACAAGACUUGGGAAUGUUGUGUGACAUUACAUUGGCUGCCCAAGGUGAACUGUUCAAGGCACACAAAGUUAUCUUGGCUGCAUGCAGUGAUUUUUUCCAUACCUUGUUUGCUUCUGAAGAAAUUAGACAGACUCCACUAAGCUAUAUUGAACUCCAGGGAAUAACAGCUUCUGCACUGAGGUUGGUCCUUGAUUACAUUUACACCUCUGAAGUUUCUGUUGGGGACAGUAUAAAGAACACCCAGGAGAUCAUCACUGCUGCUAAGAGACUUAAAAUUAACAGUUUACUUCCAGCAUGUAAUGCCCUUGAACAGGCUUUGCUUUCUGACCAAGAUUUGUCAGGUUUGGUCAUAUCAAACACAGAGUUAGUUUUUCCCAAUUCGAAGAUAAAUUACGGAAACUCUGGCUCUUUUAUGCACUCUAGUGAUGAGACAUCUUCUUUAGAAUUUGUGCAGAAACCACAUAUUAAGAGAGAACAUGGGAUCUAUGAUGAUACAGACAGCCCAGUUUCUCCAGAAUUGAAACCAAUCAUAAACGAAACAUAUGAAGCUCCCAACUCUCUAAAGCACAAACUUUCUGAAACUAAAGUUAAAGAAAAAGCGGUGAAGCGGAAAGAGAGAAGUCAGUCAUGCGUAGAGGUUUCCACGACAGUGAAAAGAAGGAAAUCGGAAGAUACUGUAAAACCUUAUUCCUGCAAUUCGUGCCACAAAACCUUCUGGAAAGAGAAAUCCUUGCACUCACAUCGAGCCAAAUCUCAUCCAAAUCUUACUCUUGGCCAAGUCACCAAAGCUCUAUCAACACUUGCAAAUGAAGUAAAACCAGAUGCUAACAAUCCAAGAUGUCCACAUUGCAAACUCUAUUUCAAAAACAGUGGUGCUCUUUCAACGCAUAUAAAAUGGAACCACGAAGACUGCCAAAGUUCCUCUUCCAAGAACAGUGAUGAUCAUUCUGGAUCCAGGUCGUCACCCACACAGCAAAAAGACAAACAGUACAGUGAUAAUGACAAUAAAGACUUAACUCGCAAACCGAACCGCAUUGGUGUUCAUAACCCAGUACACCCAAAGCCUAAACUGGAGAAAACCAAGUCCAAGUCGGAGAAGCUCAAAGUAGAAGCUACAAACGACAAAGGAAGACAGGACCUAAAAUCACUGCCAGUAACAACAGAGACAGAGGACUCAACAGUUCGGCCGCGUUUGUAUCAGUGUGAACUUUGUGAAGAGAUAUUUUCAGUACAGUGCUUUUUUAAAGCCCACAUGGCCAGUCAUAAACGUGCCGCUGAAAAUGGCGGUGAAAGGUGAAGUAUUCUUUAUUUGUGUAUUCGGUCUUGAUUAAUAGUACAAAACAGAAAAUAUAUUGGGUAAUAAAUACGUUUUUUAAACAAAAUAACUACAUUGGAUUAAAAGUAUAAUAUUUUGGUGUUUUUAAAGGAACUAACGUUGCCAUAGUGUUCCACAAUUUGAUAUUUUUAUAGUUUGAUCCAUCUCACUAAAUCACUAUUAUCAAUUUAACUCACCGAAUAUUUUACUGAAGACGCACCUGAAUCUAAAUGGGCGAAAUUUUUUCUAUCAAAAUUAUGUUUUAUACAUUUUUCCAAGUUUCUUGUCGUAUUUUGCAUUUGUUUGUCCAAUUUUUCUGAAAUUUUCAUGGAUCUGGCAUAACUGUUUGUACAGCAUUGUCAAAUUUUCCUAUGAUCUAUAUUGAUGUGUCAACAUUUUCCAGGCUAAUCGCUUUGAGAAAAUUACUGGCAUGUCAACUUUAACUUCCCUGACAAUAGAUCACGUGCUUUAUGAUAAGCAAGUUGCUUACCGCACUGUGUUGUUGUUGCGGCGUGUUUUUAUACAUGGAAUAAUCCAUUACUUGUGUAUUUUACUUUAACAUAUUGAAUUAUAGACAGAAGUUGUUUUGGGCUAGCUGCUUACGUCUACAGCUUUAAAAACAUAGAAUCACGGUAUGAAAAGAAAGAAGAAACAAUUAAAACAACAGUAAUUAAUAAAUACAGUUUUAAUUUGAAUAGGAACCAAAUAUAAAAGCGUAAAUUACUAAAUUAGCUAACAAAAACACGGUUUUCGUUGCAUAUAUAAUGUCCCCAGUUUAAUGAUAUGCUUUAGCGCCACCAGCGUACACCGGGAAAUACGAUAUUUUCAAAUCGAGAGAGCAACGGUCGAUUUUGAUUGUCCCAAGUUUGUUUGCAUAUAGCGUUUAUAUCUAAUCUUGUUUAGGCGUUCGCACAUUCCUUCUAAAUCUGAUUAUACUUCGCCUUAUCUUUAAAAUUAAGGAUGCCACAUAUAAGUAGUAUUAGAAACAUUGGAAGUUGUAAUAACAGAUUUAAAGGUGAAGAAGAUAAAAAGCGCUUUGUUAUUUAUAUCUCUAUUAUAAAUAUCCGUCCUCAUUAUUUCAGUGUUGUGUUAGUAUACCGAUGUUGCCUAUUUAGUUAUUUAACUGCCAAAAUGAUUUCACCGGUCAAGACGUCCAUACCAUUACCAGAGCAGCAUUUUUAUGACCCUGACCACAAUGUUAUAAAGUUAAAGUAUGAAAAAUGGGAAGAAUUCACCGAGCUUAUAGUUAGUCAUCUGACCAGGCUUCUUGAUCUGCCUGGUGACCAAUUGGAGACAUUGAGAGGUGAUUGUGAGUCUGUGUUAAAAGAUUCAGGAAACAAACUUCAUCUCAGUGCAAAGAAGUCCUGGAAUCCUCUGAAGAAAAAGGACAGUAAGUAUUCUGCCCUUAGCUCCAGUUUGACAGAUGAAAGUCUGUCACAAAUCCAGCAACUGACAGAUUUUCUUGGUAAGCACCUUACUGUAGAAGGUUUGUUUCGUAAACCUGGUAAUUCUAUUCGCCAGAACCAAUUGGUUACAGCAUUGUCAACAGGAGUGUAUAUUGACUUUGAUAAAAGUCAGUUUCAGGCCCAUGAUGUUGCCUGUGUUUUAAAAACCUAUCUAGGCCAACUGUCAGAACCUUUACUGUUACCAUCAAAACACUUCAAUGCUCAUGUUCAAAUUGCAAACAUGAUGCAGCAAGAUGAUAAUGGAGAAGAAGUUCCAAACAAAGGAAAACGAAUUGAAACUUUACAACUGUUGCUACUGCUGUUGCCAACAGCACACCGCAAAGUUCUAAGAGGAAUUCUCAACCUGCUGUAUCAAACUGCAAGACAUCAAAGUGAAAACAAAAUGAAUGCUGCAAAUCUGGCAGCCAUGUUUACACCACACUUGAUCUGGCCCCGCCAUGUUAAAGCUUCAGACAUACACGAGAGUGUUGCAAAGUUGAACAAUCAUGUAGCAUUCCUUAUCAGGCAUUCACAAAAAAUCCUGAUUGCUCCAUUUUACAUCAGAGAAGCUGCUAAUGUAUAUUUCCCAGAGACCAAAACACAAUUUCUCUCUCCUAAAGUAAGCACAACCUUCUUGGUUGCUCCUUCAAGUGCUAUUAAACGUACUGCAAGUGAACGACUUCAAUACACUGACAAAGCUAAAGCAGAGACAGAAAAUGCGAUGAGUAACUUGUACGACCAGGUAUCCUUGAUGCCCAACUCUGCUAAGAAGAAAAAGAUUGUAAAGAACUUCACUAAACACCAGGAGGUUAUAAAAUACAACAGCAAAAACAGGAAACGGCACCGCACACUGAGUGGGAUGCUGAGAAGAAAGAACCUUAUCGCAUCAACUGUAAAGCCUCGUCCGAAAGAUUCUUACCACAGCUUCCCGCAACCUGAAGAGGAAAUGCCAAAUCUGUCACAGCUUGGUUUGAAACUUCCUAAACCUGACUUGUUAAAUGAUUGUAAUGCGGAAACUAGGUCACUUAAUGCGGAUGUCAAAUUUUCAUGCACAAGCAAGACAAGCCAUGCUAGUCUUCCUGGAAACAUACAAAACAAAGUCGAAAUUCGUUCGCCCAGGUUAACAGCAUUAUCAAAGCAAUUUCGUCUGCGUCAGACCAAAAAAGCCUUCUCUCCAUCUCUGGCAAGUAAGGAAAACCAGCCACACAAGUCACCCAUGAAGUAUGCAAAGGUUUCUACUGUAUAAAGUGCAAGUGCUGCAUCAAUAAUUCUGCCACUGAUUAAAACCUGUGCUUGAAAAUAGGAGUAAUGUCGAUUGGUGUUUUGCUGCUAAUAUAUAUAGCUGUGUAGUGCAAAUCUUUUACCCCUUUCUUUCUUUUAACUUUUCUGUGCAACUUGGGAUAACUGUGUUAAACCAGAGCAUCAAAAAAUAAAUGAAUUAUUUAUG